AUGUAGUUUAUGGUUCAACUGUAAAUGCUGUAAAGUUUUCCUGUUGUUUAUCACAGUAUUAAAUUUUCACUCGCACAACGAUUAGAGCAAUAGAAGUAUUUGAUCAUCAUUAUCAAAACAGGGAAUUUUGAAGAAAAUGGUCUGUGAAAAGUGCGAGAAGAAACUGGGGAAGGUGAUAACACCAGAUCCUUGGAAAAACGGUGCAAGAAAUACAGUGGAAAGUGGAGGACGUAAAGUUGGUGAAAAUAAAGCACUCUCUGCAGGAAAAGCAAGGUUUAAUCCUUAUACAGCUACCUUUGAGACCUGCAGGAUAUGCAGACAAAAAGUACACCAGGUUGGCUCGCAUUAUUGUCAAUCCUGUGCAUAUAAAAAAGCCAUUUGUGCCAUGUGCGGUAAAAAGUUGAUGAGUACAAAGAAUUACAAACAAUCUGCAACUUAAUGUGUAACAUAAAAGACUAUUUGUUUGUGAAUUUGUAUCAUAAUAUUGAAAAAGUACUGACCAUUUUAUAUAUAACUAGAUAAAAAUUCUUCAGAUUUGUAUAGUUAUUUUAAGCAAGUUAACUAUCGUAUAUAGAUUUCCAUACAUAGAAAUUAAUAAGAAUUUAAUGAUUGGCUUUAAUGAACUAAAUAUAUAGAAUAUAU
Ceratina calcarata is the source of this 642-nucleotide messenger RNA. RefSeq names its product cysteine-rich PDZ-binding protein. Gene Ontology annotation, biological process: cytoplasmic microtubule organization. Lineage: Eukaryota; Metazoa; Arthropoda; Insecta; Hymenoptera; Apidae. The transcript is spliced from 2 exons. Gene Ontology annotation, molecular function: PDZ domain binding; microtubule binding. The coding region runs from base 137 to 439 and encodes 100 amino acids. The record is from RefSeq and is a predicted model, not a curated record. Gene Ontology annotation, cellular component: dendrite.